AUGGAGCUGUCUGUGCUCGUCAGGAAGCUCGGUCAUGAGCUGGCAGAGAUAAGAGAGCGAUCUCUGAAGAAUAUUCUGUUUAAACUAGAUCAUAACUUGAUUGCAUAUGCUGAUCUUGUCCAUGAAAAGCUGCUUUUCCUUAAUCUUUUGGAGUGGUUCAAUUUUCCAGUGGUACCAAUGAAGGAAGAAAUUCUAAAUUUCAUGAACAAUUUGAUUAAGCAUCCAUCUGCUGCCCAGCAGAUGAUUGCARUUGGUGCAGUGGAAUUCUUCUCACAGCUUCGCCCCAACGUGGAACCAAAUUUACAGGCUGUAAUUGACGGGAUUGUGGAUGGACUGUUCUUGCUUCCUUCUGGAAUUCCUUCUAGUUAUAUGUCAGUGUGCAAUCAAACUCGGCCUCAGCCUUCAGUAGAUCGUUCAGYUCUACCUCAAGAGGAGUUAUUCACUGGAUACUUUUGUCAAGAUGGAAGUCAUGUGCAGCAGUUAGAAAUACCUCCCAAAAGAACAAUUGUAAAAUGCUUGAAGUUUUCUACGUUUCCUUGGCUAACUCUAACCUCAACAGAUAGACAUGUCCUUUCAUCAAAUGAAAGCUCUCUGAGAAGUAACAACCACAGUUUAAUUUGGAAUACAUGUGAACUUCUCCAGGAUGUCAUUAUGCAAGAUUUUCCUGCUGAGAUCUUCCUUCAAAGACCGAAUAUUGUACAGAGUCUUCUGUCUCUGCUCAAGUUGGCUUUUGGAGGAGAUGGAAGACAUCGCUUAGCUUUGCAGGCUGUGUCAUGCAUGCAACAGCUCUGCCUCUUCUUAAGAAACAGACUUAAUUUUCACAGAGAUCCGAAUUUCUUCUGCAGUGAGCAAGGCACAGCUUCCCAGAAUUCAUCUGUCUCUUACUGUCAAGAAGCAAGAGGUCCUCCUCAUUCUCAGAAUCUGUCCCCUGGAAGCAGCAGCCCUCGGCCGUCUGUCAUUGGGCGGACGGUUCAGCGGCCUCGAGGAGAUGGUCAAGACUGGGAUGCAGCUUCUUCCAGUGGAAACAGUAGUCAAGCAAAUGUAAACUCGAGACUAUCUCUCCACUCCCCAUUUGAUGUUGGACAUGCUGAUGUGCCAGAUCUUGAAAAUGAGGAUAUUUUGGAAUUACAGAUGAAACAGCUCAGCCUUCCACAGUUCUGUGUUUUGGUCCUAGAAAGUGCUGUGCCUCUUCUAAGAACAGGCAGUAGGAGAGUGACAGUGGAAGUUCUUGAACUGCUUGUUGAAGAUAUGUACCUUAUUGGUGAUGCUAUUUCUGAAGAUGUUUGGGAAGAUGAUAGCCUUUUUGGGUUGGAAUUGAAGGACAAGUUGCUUAUGGUGUUUGAUUUGCUUGGAGAAACUAUAUUGUAUCACAAAAGCAACAUUACUGCAGAGCAGCCUGAGGUGAUAGUGGUGCAUCACAGAAUGGCAUUUAUCAGCAUCUCCCUUUUCACUGUUAGGCUGCUGCAAAUGCUUCUGCCUGUAGAAAAGGCAAGUCAAGUUUUACCGAAGCAUUUGGUGGAUGCUUUAUUUCUCCUGUCUCUGGAUAUGCCCUUCUCCUUGGAAUAUCCAAAUGUUCAUGAAUCUACAGCAGCAUAUUUGGAGCAGAUGAGUUCAGAAAACUACAGUAUUUAUAAACAAGCCUCAGAAUGUGCUUAUUCGAUUGAAUGCACUUGUAGCUUUAUGAUGGAAACUCAUAAGGAGGGGGAUAAGAAUCUUUUUGAAUUAAUAGAAUUGGCAGAUCAGGCCUUAAACAGUCUUCCUUACCAUCAGCACUUUCCAUUUCUUCAGGAAUGCAUCCAGAUAUGCUCAAAUAUCUGGAAGUCUGACCAGACUAACCCAGUGCUCCAGACAAGGAGUCAGAAGGUGCUUCUCCGUCUGUUGUCUCAUCCGUCGCUGACCGUCAAAGCCGAAGCCUAUCGCUGCUGCUCGCAAGUGGUGAAGGACUGUUUAGGUAUUCAUAAUGCUGCUAAACCUGUAUCUUCAAUCUGCCAYGGAGUACACUUUCUUCUUCAUCCCAAAGUUUUAUAUGAAAUCUCUACAUUUGGUCUUCAAGAACAUAAAGAUGAGGUGAACUCUGCUGCCAAGUCCAUUCUGAUGUACCUGUUGCAGGGACGACUUGUAAUGACAGUAUUGACUUGGAACAAGUUUAUUGAGGCCCUUUAUCCCAUCAUUCCUGUUUUACAGGGUUAUGCUGAUGCAAAAGAUACAUUAGGUAAUUGUAUCCUCACUUUGAGUGAAACAACCUCUGACAAAGGAGAGGGGAUUCUCCCUAGAACUACUAGACUACGGGCAGCUCUCCGUCUUCUUUUCUCAAAAAAGCAGUUGGUUCGUUCUGUAGCACUUAAACAUUUAUCAUUCCAUCUUUUGAAUGAAGAAGGGGCCAACCUGAAACGCCCACAUCUGCAUGGUAGUGUGUUAUCCAGCAUUUCAAACUUGUUUAUUGUAGAAAGAGCUAUUGAGCUGAAAUUGGAUGAUAAAACAGAGUCGGUAUUUAAGGCAGAAACUGUUGAAAAACUUCACGGUAUCUUGACUUCGGAUGCUGUUGACUUGGUUCUACGAAAGUCUGCAGCUGAACAGCUAGCUAUAAUUUUGCAAGAUACCAAAAUGCAUAAUGCAGUGAAAAAGUUGGGUGUGGUAGAAAAGAUUGUGGCUUACCUCAGUGAAUGCAUACAUCAAGAUGGCAAGGUCAUGGAAUGUCUCGUGUUCCCGUGUCUAACGCUUCUAAGGAAAAUUGCGUAUGCUGAUCCAGUGGUUCGUUUGUCCCUAGCACAGCAGUCAUCCUUCCUGCUUGUGUUAUUCAGAGUUUCCCUGGUAUUCCAAGAUGAUUGUACUGUUCUAACUGAAGCUACGGUUUUGCUUUGUCUUCUGUUGUUUGAUGAAGUAGCAAGACAAGAAACAUGGACUGAUGACAUAUCUGGUAAUGAUACUGACCUGCCUUCGUUCAGCUUGCCGGUUGCUGUUGUGAGACGGUAUCAUCUUCCAGUCACAAUCACUGCUCAUCAUGCUGUUAGUCCCAAUGCUGUCGUUAUUCCAUUGUCUUCUGACUGCCUGACUAUGAAGCCUGUGUCAGACAUGCUUAAGAUGGCUUGGAAUCUGUCAUGGUAUCAUGGGAUUGAAGACCUGUUACAACUGGUAAAUUAUGAGAAGGAAGCAGAAAUAUUUUUAGACAUGCUAAAGCUGUCCUCAGAAGACAUUCUUAUACUGAAGAUAACACACACAAUCUAUGGAUUGCAGGAAUGUUUUAAUUCAAUCAUUCAGGCAGUAUCCCACAGGGAUGUUAGGGCUGCUGUUAUGAAACUAAGUUUUUAUGUUCUUAAUGACAAGCUUGCUUUAAAAUAUAACUCUGAGCCUUCUGGAAAUACUUUGAAGAGCUUUGUUUGGCAAAAAGCAUUAAACAGGUUUCUGCAAGUGCUUCCAGCUUCUAUUGAUGAUGAGAAGCUUUUGGUAGAUGUCCUGAAUUUUUUAAACAAACUGCUUAAGGAGCAGAGAACAAGUUUAGAAACAGACCAUCUAAAAUGGAUGCUGAAAACAUUGCGUGAGAAUAAGCCAAAUUCACUCUUGGACCUCCUGGUGCGACCGGAAUCCCAGGUGCAGGAUGCAGUAGAUGAAGCACAGGCAGCUGUAAGGCAGCAGCUGGAUAAGGAGCUCAUUCACCUUUUUAACACACUGCUGCUUUGCUCCAUGUCAGUGACUGACAGUUUAUCCAGAGAGGCCUUAGAAGUUGCUGGCACUUUCAGAACAGAGCUGGCUCUGAAGCUGCUGCAGUGCUUAAGGCUGACAGACGCACCACACUUCUAUGGCCUCCCUUCCCUGGAAAGAACCCUGCGAGGAAUGGUUCAUGUCACUGCACUUCCAGACUGGAGUACAUAUUCUGACGUUGAACCUAUCACAAUCUGUAAGAAAUAUUUAGCAGGCCUUCUUGAGGUCAUUUCAUCAUUUUAUGUUGAAUGGGGAGGAAAUGCCAUGUCCUUUAUGGGAAAAGGUGUUACGAAGAGCACAGUUCUUUGUUUGCUUCACUUGUCCCAUGAAAUGAUGGCUCAAGCUAAGGAUACAGACUGGGUAUCUCUUUGGUCCUUGCCUUAUGAUAACAAUGAAGAGCAAGUUCCUCCUCAGCUAGGUCUGGCGUGGCUGGUUCCUUUGUGGGUUGAUAGAGAUCCUGAGGUCCGAUUCACCUCACUUGGAAUAGGAUCAGCUCUUUCAUCCAUUGAAGUCGGAUGUAUUGCUUUGGCAGAAAGCUGCCAAAACAUUUCAGGAGGACUGUGGGGAACAGUGAUAAACAUCCUUCUGGACCAAUCUGAAUGCAGCAUGGUGCGCAGGGAGGCUGCUUUUAUUCUACAGAAUCUCCUUGUGAUCCCAAUUCCUACUGAAGAUGUGAAGGAUGGUACUUGGCAAGGACCCUGUGUACACGAUGAAGAGUCUGGUCUCUCGCAGACGGGCCCACCGGCACUGCGGGCCCUGCUCUGCCACUGCCGCCUCUACGAACACGUGAGUCGGAUGGCGAAGCGCUGCUACCUCGGGUGCUACGUGUUCCACUUGAGUCGUGCCAAGGGAGACAACGUGACCAUGGAAAAAAGCGGUACAACUGAUUUUGAUGAUUCACUUAAUCUUUGGAAGGUUCCGUCCACUCAAAGCCAGUCUCCCCAUUCUCUGUCAACAUCUGAUACUAUGAUUCUGUCUGCAUCACCAUCACUGGGGAGUGCUACUGAGCUUCAGGCAAAAGUCCAAACGUAUUCAACCAGUUUUAUUCCCCAAACUGCAGCUGAUAGGCUUAUGGCUCAAGGUCAGAGCGAUACCACCACAACAGGGUCUUCAAGCCAACAUGUUUCUCCCCUGUCUGUUGCGCUGCCUAAACAGAGCGCUGUGGUGACACCYGCUCUCCUGUCUGCUGUUUGCAGCCUUCUGCAUAAUCUGCUCGUUGUCACUCCAGAAGAUACCGCAAUUGCUCUUCAGCAAGCACACUUGCUAACAGCUCUCAGCAGUCUUGUAAAUGCUGACCUAAUCGAGAGAUGUAUCUUGGAACUGAAAGCUCCUUUGAGUAACCCCUGUCAUGUGGAACAAGUAAAAGUUCAGGUGUUACUCCUACUUCAGUACUUAUCGUCUGUGUCCAAGCUUUUGAACACGUGCUUAUUGGUGGACUCUCAGCUUGUAAUCCAGGAUGAACUGUUGAAGCCUUUCCUGGGAAACAGCUUCAUGAUCCUCUCCAUUCGCUCUAAAGAUGGGCUUGAUGCUGAGUUAACAUCUGCACUUCAUGAAACAUGGAUGGACUACUUCGAUUUUCUAGCUACAUUAUUGUGGAAAAGUGGCCAAAUAUCCUUUCCAUCUGUGACAGCAGCUCUUGGAAAUCAUUGGACAGCAAUAAUUGAUACCAUUUGUGAUUGCAUUAAUCUGUCAACCACGUGUCCUGAUUUAUAUAAGGCUAGUUUACAGUUUUUCACUGCCCUUUUGACCGAAGAAGGAAAAAGACAACUCAGUGAUAAACAGAGCAUAUGCCAGAAUCCAACUGUAAGUUUUCUUCUAGAUGAGGCUGAAGGAUGUCAGACAUCAGUAACCCAACUUACUGGAUUAAUAAUUCAGGUCUAUGAAAGAAAAUCUUCAAAGGAUGUCCUGAAACAAGCUGCUACAAGUGCAUUGCUAUCCCUAUUAGCUGUCAGUAGAAAUGCCCAAAAAUGUGCUUUAGAAGCUGACCUAAUAGACAAUUGUAUAGAACAGAUGAAAYGUAUUCAUGCACAGAUGAAUUUGGAUUCCCUAAAACCUGGGAAGACGCAGAGGAAAAAGGAGGAUGGCCUUAUCAAGCAGUUACAGGGUGCUAUGCAGCUUCUCAGAAACUGCCUCUUUGAAAAUGAAGAAUGCAAAAUGGCAGCACUCCAAGCUCAUCUUGUUCCUGUCCUGCAGUCACUAUGGCCAUGGUUUUUACUGGAUGACUCCUCGAUGCAAACAGCUUUGCACUUGCUUUGUGUCUACACUGCAGACUAUCCUGCAGGCUGUAGUUCGCUUUGUUUGGCAAGCGCUGGGCAAGCGCAGCAGCUGCCGUCUCUCCGGAGUGGGGCUGGCAAUUCACUAAUGCACAACAUCAUGAAAUUGGCUACGCCAGUAUCCACUGAUGGCAGCCCUAUUCAGCUGGGGGUCUUUGGUCUGCUCUCCAACCUUGCCCUCUCACAUGACUGUAAAGGUGUUAUUCACAAGAGUAACUUUCUGCAGAACUUCCUCUGUCUGUCAUUACCAAAAGGAAAUCAUAAAAAUCUUAGUAAUAUGUGUGCUCUUUGGCUAAAACUGCUACUGAAUAUAUCUUUGGGAGAAGAUGGACAACAAAUGAUUAUGAAGACCAAUGGUGCAUUAGACCAGAUUGUGGAGAUGUGUAAAUAUAAGCACAAGAGCAAUCAGCAUAUAGCACUUCUUAUUUUACAUAAUAUGUGUUUUAGUGCAGCUAAUAAGCCCAAGAUAUUAGCUAAUGAUAAAGCUAUCAGUGUGUUAUCUGCCUGUUUGGAAAAUGAGAGUAUUGAUGUUCAGAGAAUUGGUGCAGCCUCACUUUGGGCUUUGCUUCACAAUUAUCAGAAGGCAAAAGUGACCUUGAAGAAUCCAUCAAUAAGAAGGAGAAUAGAUGAAGCUUAUUCUUUAAUGAAGAGAGCAACUGAUCUUAAGAAACUGAAGGCUAUAAAAUUCAACAGAAAGAUCAAACUUUGGGAGACGUUGAACAUGAUCCCAGCAGGGGAGCCAUUACUGUAUGAGCAAAUUCCAUAUGGAGGACACCAGGAACUGAGGUCAAAGUGUAAUCACACAGAACACAGAUCACUGGGGGAAGGGCUGUGGAGCGGACGCUCGUGCCGGAGCUCCUUGUCUAGAGACGAGCCACUGCGGCCCAAAGCCGCCGAGCGAGAGAGCGCAGGCAGCGAGCAGCGCGAGGCAGCCCCGGCGCCGACCCCUGAGCGCGCAGCGCGGAGCCCCGGGCCCGAGGCGGCUCUGACCCAGCGGGGGCGGAGCCGGCAGCACAGGCGGGAACUCAAAGGCCGCCCCCAGGGAGCGCGAGCGACCAGGAGCGCGGCGCGGCAGUAG
This is a messenger RNA of Nothoprocta perdicaria, 7050 nucleotides long. It is a transcript of the gene RTTN, whose product is annotated as rotatin. Lineage: Eukaryota; Metazoa; Chordata; Aves; Tinamiformes; Tinamidae. Bases 1 to 7050 code for a protein of 2349 amino acids. Gene Ontology annotation, cellular component: centriole; ciliary basal body; centrosome. Gene Ontology annotation, biological process: centriole replication; ciliary basal body organization; centriole-centriole cohesion. The transcript has 50 exons. The record is from RefSeq and is a predicted model, not a curated record.